GUGUGCUCUGCGGCCGAAAAGCUCCGACGAACGACAUCGUCAAUACAUGAUGAACUCUUUUCCAAAGUGCUCGAUGCCCAGCAAGAAAUGACAUAGUUGCGACCCAGAGCAAUGGAACAAGGCCCUGCCGUGCCUACAUACGUCUUACGAGGUCACAACGCCCCCAUCCACGCACUGCACUUCUACUGCAGAAACAGCUACUUAGCCUCGGGCGACAGUGAAGGAUGGCUGAUCAUAUGGAGCCUGGCAACAAAACGUCCUGUCGCCGUGUGGAAAGCGCACGAUGGCGCCCUCAUGGCAAUCCGCCCUUGGGGCGAUGACAGACUCGUCACUCACGGAAGGGACCACAAACUGCGCGUAUGGCAUGUCCGAACCGAAGAUCUCGCGUGCCUCAGUACCACAUUGCCAAACGACGGCGCAACACUCGACCAAGCCCAGCCAUGGCUACUGCACUCGUUGUCGGUCAGCGCGCUCAAUUUCUGCGCCAUGUCCAUGUGUGACGAGACAGUGCGGCCGCCUCUUGACCAAGGCUCUGUCCCCCAACUGGUUGCCUCGCCGAACGGUCUGGAUUCAGGAGGUAUCGAUAUCUUCCAACUACCUUCUGAGCGCCGUGUAUCACAACUUCAAUCAGACAAGGACUCUACGACUGGUAUGGUCAUGGCCGUUUCUUUACUCAGAGACCCGUCUUCGUCUCGACUUGUUCUGAUAUCCGGCUAUGAGGACGGAAGCAUAAUGGUUCAUACGCACGAUGGGCUCCUCGACGUGAAUGGCCCCUGGCAGAAGGUCACCACGAGCAGACCACAUUCACAGCCUGUUCUAUCGCUUGACGUCUCGCCGUCAAGGGACCAGUUCGUCACGUCGGGUGCUGAUGCUACGAUUGCCAAGUUCGCCAUAAGGCUGUCGGACAUAUCAGCGGUAACAAAGCCUGCAAAAUCAGUCAAUACGAAACAUGCUGGUCAGCAGGGCCUAAGACUUCGUUCCGACGGCAGAAUCCUUGCCACCGCUGGUUGGGAUGGACGUGUACGAGUAUACUCAGCGAAGACUCUCAAGGAGCUGGCGGUGCUGAAGUGGCAUACAUUGGGCUGUUACGCUACAGCUUUUGCGGUUAUUGAUCCAGACGAUGACAGUCACGAGAACAAUGAGACAGGUUCUUCGAACGACCAUGCCACCGAAGUUGUGUCAAGACCUACUGCUCUAGACCUGAUCAAGCAACAGCGGGCAGAAAAUGCACGUUUGACGCACUGGCUGGCAGCUGGCGGCAAAGAUGGCAAAAUCUCGUUAUGGGAUAUCUAUUGAGGUCAAUGAUGUCUGUGAUGGUCAUUCCCAACACAAUGCUGGCAUAUUACUUCAUCAUAUCGACUCAGUGCCGAGUCCCCUCCCGUGGCUCAAAAAUCACGUUGUCGAUAAGUCUCACAAGUCUCUGGUCCAGUUCAUCCUGGUU
Messenger RNA from Exophiala viscosa, 1441 nucleotides. RefSeq names its product WD40-repeat-containing domain protein. The record is from RefSeq and is a predicted model, not a curated record. The transcript has 2 exons. Lineage: Eukaryota; Fungi; Ascomycota; Eurotiomycetes; Chaetothyriales; Herpotrichiellaceae. The coding region runs from base 112 to 1296 and encodes 394 amino acids. Gene Ontology annotation, molecular function: protein binding.